AAGAAACAAACGUGAGAAGAAUCAAAGUAACAAGCGAUAUGAUGAGAUUGUCUACGUAAUGAAACAACUAAAGAAGAGAAAAAAAUGGGAAUAAGCCGUUGCAUUUCCCUCCACACGUUCUUGUUACCUUAUCUUCAAGCUACUUCUCUCCACUUUUCCUUUCAUUUUUUUCCCUCCAAAUAAAACAAAACAACCACUAGCCUGAAUUUCCCACUUACACUGCCACCACCAUCACCACUUCAAUUCUCAAUAACCACCAUCAUGUUCACGGCUAGCAAACUAGCCUUCACAUUAACAUCACCUCGUCCACGCACUGCACCUACCCCGACAACACCCUUGGUUCCAAUCUCUUCAUUGUCCUCUUCUUCUGGUGUUCACUUCAUUCAGUUCAAUGGCCGCCACUUAUGCCUUCGCCGCAGGUUGUUUCUACUGACCCCUAAGGCCACUGCAGAUAAAGAAGGCAAGGUUGAAGAAUUUGAAGAAGAUGCAGUUGAUAGUAAAAUCCUCCCAUAUUGUAGCAUAGACGGAAAAGAGAAGAAAUCAAUUGGUGAACUUGAGCAAGAGUUUCUUCAAGCACUGCAAGCAUUUUAUUAUGAGGGAAAGGCUAUCAUGUCCAAUGAAGAGUUUGAUAAUCUCAAGGAAGAACUCAUGUGGGAAGGAAGCAGCGUUGUCAUGCUAAGCUCGGAUGAACAAAAAUUUCUAGAAGCUUCUAUGGCUUAUGUAUCUGGAAAUCCAAUCAUGGGUGACAAAGAGUAUGAUGAAUUGAAACGGAGGCUAAAGAUGGAAGGGAGUGACAUUGUGGUCGAGGGUCCAAGGUGCAGUCUGCGUAGUAGAAAGGUUUACAGUGACCUAUCUGUGGACUAUUUAAAGAUGUUCCUGCUGAAUGUCCCAGCUACUGUGAUUGCAUUAGGAUUGUUCUUCUUCCUUGAUGAUCUGACUGGAUUUGAGAUCACAUAUCUGCUAGAGCUGCCAGAGCCUUUUAGUUUCAUUUUCACUUGGUUUGCUGCCGUUCCCCUCAUUGUGUGGAUAGCUCAGUCAAUAACAAGCGCCAUAAUAAAAGACUUUUUGAUUUUAAAGGGUCCUUGUCCAAAUUGCGGUACUGAAAAUACCUCUUUCUUUGGGACAAUACUGUCAAUUUCUAGUGGUGGUUCCAGCAACACUGUCAAAUGCUCUAACUGUGGCACUGCAAUGGUAUAUGAUUCAAGUACAAGAUUGAUUACAUUACCGGAAGGAAGCAAUGCCUAAGUGGAGGUAUACCUGAAAACCAUAUUUAUUGUUCCAGCAAUGGUCAUGAAGUCUUGUUAUCAUUGUCACACACAAUUGGUGUCAUCUUAACUGUAUGUGCCACCAUCCUACUUGUAAGUAUAUGAGCUUUGUAUACUUGUAAGUAAUAUGGACUUUGUAUAGCAUGCACUGGAUUGUCUACUCGAAGAGUUGAGCUAAGAGGGUGUUUAACACCAUCGAUGAGUCUAAUCUAAAAUAACGUGCGUAAGGAUUAUUUGUCACACACUACUGUGACCAGAACCUUUACAUCCGCAGGAAUAUCAAGAACAAUAAGGAAAAUUGGCAAUAUUUAAGUAAUUAAUGCUAAUUAACUAU
Messenger RNA from Abrus precatorius (Indian licorice), 1599 nucleotides. RefSeq names its product PGR5-like protein 1A, chloroplastic. Gene Ontology annotation, molecular function: oxidoreductase activity, acting on iron-sulfur proteins as donors. Gene Ontology annotation, biological process: photosynthetic electron transport in photosystem I. The record is from RefSeq and is a predicted model, not a curated record. NCBI's taxonomy places the organism in Eukaryota, Viridiplantae, Streptophyta, Magnoliopsida, Fabales, Fabaceae. Gene Ontology annotation, cellular component: chloroplast thylakoid membrane. The transcript has 11 exons. Bases 262 to 1245 code for a protein of 327 amino acids.